AUGAUCCGGGAGUACAUCGUGGACAACAGCCACCUUCAAGCGUCAACUCCAGGCUUGGGCUAUCGGAGGACCAAAUCCUCAUCGGCCAGGGUGGAGAACGCUUGGGAGCCCUGGGGGAAGGUGGUCAAGGGCGUGGAUGAAGGAGAUUGGUUGAGAGUUGGACAGCUCUUCCUGCCAAAAUCCUUGGGCGGCUUUGCAGUCCUUCACUCCAAGGGCAGCAAGAAACGGGUGGCCAAGAACGGUGCAGCCCCACAGUAUGUUGACUGCUUGAUGACUUGGCCGACCUGUUCGGACUUUGCGGCCCUGGAAGCCGAGUCCUCGCACUGCUCCGCUAGUUCUUCGGUGCGAAGCACGGGCGAGGCAAGCGCACAUGAAGCACCCAGGAAGAUUCCCAUCUCUGAAGUUUGUAGCGCGGUAGCCAUGGCCGCAGCCUGCCCCUCGCACGGCAGGGGAUGCUCAGUGGGGAGCAUGGCGCUGGCAAUAUUUGGAUCAGACCGGCAGCGUGCCUUGGCGAAUGUCGAAGGGAUGGGCAUCAGGUUUCAGGGAAAGCCGCCCAAUGACCCUGGAACUUCAGUAAUUUCAUAG
Cladocopium goreaui is the source of this 585-nucleotide messenger RNA. Lineage: Eukaryota; Dinophyceae; Suessiales; Symbiodiniaceae. The record is from the annotation of a GenBank genome assembly.